AUGCCAUCAACUCCAACAAUUGAAAAUAUCACAGCAGCACCAUCAACAUUUCUACCACCUUUGACGUUCAUGCUGCAGAUGAUCGAAACGAAAGCCCUUACCGCUGGUCUGAAUGACAAAAAACCCAAAUUAUUCUCAUUAACUCCCACUGUGUCAAUCAAAUGGAAGCAUGUCAGCAUCAAUGAAAAGGCCCUAUGCUGUUUGUCCAGACAGUCCAUUGGCAACGGGUCCUAUGCUAAAAAUCUCGAUAUCUUCUUUAAUGAAUUUAAUUUUGCAAAGCUCGGAUAUGAAACCCUACAAGACCUUGUAGGAGCUCCAGCCAACUCUAAGGACAUUUUCAAUUGUGCCAUCCACACAGAUAGCUUUGCUGUCACUUUCCUUUUUGUCAGGGCCAAGAAAAAGAACAGUGACAUACCUUUGCUUACACUUGAAGAUUUCACUCACGAUGAGAUUGAACGGUACUUCGUACCAGUUACUAUCGAUUCUGGUCGCAAUCAAAUAUUCACUGCUGCUGUAGGCUACGACAGCGUUCAUCAUCAAGUUCGUUCAUGUAGCAAAGAGGAACGAGCCAACAUUGCUGGUUACACCAGGCGUGCAAAGAUAGUCGACAAUAAGAAAAAUAUAACCGGCUUAAAGGACAUCGAAUCGGAGAUGCCAACCAGCAAAACGGUUCACUCGGAUGGGUAAUAUCUACUCUACGUCUCAUACGUUUUGCAACAUCUCCAGGCU
Mycotypha africana is the source of this 729-nucleotide messenger RNA. RefSeq lists its product as uncharacterized. Bases 1 to 687 code for a protein of 228 amino acids. The record is from RefSeq and is a predicted model, not a curated record. The transcript is spliced from 2 exons. Lineage: Eukaryota; Fungi; Mucoromycota; Mucoromycetes; Mucorales; Mycotyphaceae.